Molecule: messenger RNA, 1436 nt
Organism: Rubroshorea leprosula
Lineage: Eukaryota; Viridiplantae; Streptophyta; Magnoliopsida; Malvales; Dipterocarpaceae
Source: the annotation of a GenBank genome assembly
GGCCUAGAAAGAUGGUUUCGGUGUAAUCCCGAUUGUUUUCUGGUCCGUGUUCGAUGCCCAAGCCCAGAACCAAAAAACCAGAUUAGGCCGCCGAACAACCGAGCUUUGUUUCAAUUUGAAUAUUAUUUUUUUUCCUCCCCAUUUUAUGCAUAUGACACGUGUAUAUAGGGGUAGCAGCCUUGUUGACUUCCUCUGCUUCCUCUUCUAUUGUGAUCGCCGAUGACCCGAUAUACAGGAGACCGCAAAAUUAGCAUAAAGGGUACGUUUUCAACGGCGAAGAGGUAAUAACUGGUGUGUUCGGCGCCGAAAACCUCCUUCCAGCCGGUAUUAUCCAUUCCCAGUGACCGCAAAAACCAUCUGGAAAGUGGUUUUCGGAAUUGUAGACGCUAGAUGUGGCUUCUACUGCGCAGAAAUCCCUUACUACUCUCAUAGCCGCAGUUGUCCCCGGAGAGAGUUCCGAUUUCCGGCCCGGAUCUAUUAACUAUUGCAGUUGAGUGCCUAUCAGAAUGAUGUGAUCAACCGGCGCCUCUCACAUCCGACUGCUGACGGUGUAGCGUUUGGAAGAAUUGUUUGGAUAAUCAUUUCCAGUUUGAUCCAAAUUGCAGGAAUGUAUGUAUGUUUUGUGUUAGGAUUCGCUUACAUAAUUGUUACAGAAAAUCUUAACUAUUGGUCUCUCUAUUAUGAAUGAUUGAUUCAGAUUUAGCACGAUUUAAAUCUUAAUCUAAAGAGAUGAAUGGUAAAGAUUUUUUUUUUUUUUUUUUGGGUACAUGAAUGGUAAAGAUUUUGUGGAAAGGAUACGUGUAACUCAUGUUUUAUUUAGGAUUCAUGGUUUUUGUUUAUCCUUUCUUCCCAUGAUAUACAAAAACCGUUUGUUUACCUUUGUUUGUUUGAGGACUUAUUUGCCUGAGAUUUUAGUUGGGAGAAGGAGUAGGGAUGUUGUUAGAAUUUGAAUUCAAUGUAUAGAAUGAUGACAUGCAUAAAUGAAUUAAUUGAAGUGUCUAUGGGUUUGUGCAUGUUGCAAGUAUGGGGAAAAUACCUAUUUAGAAGCAUUAGUGUUAUCUACGAGUUCCCUAUUCGAUUCAAGGAUUUAAGUUUGAAUGGAGCUAAUGAACUCACAAAAAAGAAAAAAAAGGGACAAACAAAUAGGCCACAGUUUAGGUCUCAUUAGAAGUUUCAAGAGCAUGACACUAGUAACCCAAUUUAAGGUUCUCAUUAGCUGUUUUGACGAAUUUCUUAAUCUCACUUGAAUAGUAUUUACAAAAUUUUCCAAUCCAUGUUGACAGUUUCGGUACGCUAUGGUGACCCUUGCUCAAUCAAGUCUUUUUGUUAGAGGGUGGGGGCUUAUGUCUUCUUAUGUAUGUAUGUAUUCUCAUAACAAGGCUCCUUAGAAUUUUUUGUGUUUUUCUUUUGAUGAAAGGCUCUUAGAAUUGUUUGUA